Molecule: messenger RNA, 1129 nt
Organism: Engraulis encrasicolus (European anchovy)
Lineage: Eukaryota; Metazoa; Chordata; Actinopteri; Clupeiformes; Engraulidae
Gene: pou4f1
Product: POU class 4 homeobox 1
Exons: 2
Coding region: 1-1101 (366 amino acids)
Biological process (GO): regulation of transcription by RNA polymerase II
Molecular function (GO): DNA-binding transcription factor activity, RNA polymerase II-specific; RNA polymerase II cis-regulatory region sequence-specific DNA binding
Source: RefSeq, a predicted model, not a curated record
AUGAUGUCCAUGAACAGCAAACAGCCACAUUUCGCCAUGCAUCCGAGCUUACCGGAGCCCAAGUAUACGACCCUGCAUUCCAGCUCGGAAGCGAUCCGAAGAGCAUGUCUCCAAACUCCACAGCUGCAGAGCAACAUAUUCGCAAGUCUGGAUGAGACUCUGUUGGCCCGCGCCGAAGCUCUGGCGGCCGUGGACAUCGCCGUGUCUCAGGCCAAGACUCACCCCUUCAAGCCGGACGCGACCUACCACACCAUGAACAGCGUGCCAUGCUCGUCUACCUCCACCGUGCCACUGGCCCACCACCAUCAUCACCACCACCACCAUCCUCACCAGAACCUGGAACCGCAGGACCUCAUGGACCACAUCACCUCCUCGUCGCUCAGCCUCAUGUCGUCGCACGACGGGGCCGGAGGCGGCGGUGGUGGCGGCGGCGGGGGACUGAUCUCCACCUCGGCUCAUCCACAUCCACACUCACACAUGCACGGCUUGAGCCACCUCUCUCACCAGGCUGCUAUGAACAUGAAUUCGCCCCUGACGCACCAUGGGCUCUUACCGGGACACCACGGCGGCGGUCAGGGCGCACCGGGACUGACAAACAACGGACUGCCCUCCAUCAGUGACUCGGACACAGACCCAAGGGAGCUGGAGGCGUUCGCGGAGCGUUUCAAGCAGAGGCGGAUCAAGCUAGGGGUGACACAGGCGGACGUGGGUGGUGCCCUCGCUAACCUGAAAAUUCCCGGUGUGGGCUCGCUUAGCCAAAGUACCAUUUGCCGUUUCGAGUCGUUAACUUUGUCGCAUAACAACAUGAUCGCGCUCAAGCCUAUUCUUCAGGCGUGGCUGGAGGAGGCCGAGGGUGCCCAGAGGGAGAAAAUGAACAAGCCCGAACUUUUCAAUGGGAGCGAAAAGAAGCGAAAGCGGACGUCGAUAGCAGCGCCAGAGAAACGGUCUUUGGAAGCUUACUUUGCCGUACAGCCCCGGCCAUCAUCUGAGAAGAUAGCGGCCAUAGCAGAAAAGUUGGACCUGAAAAAGAACGUUGUGCGGGUAUGGUUUUGCAACCAAAGACAAAAACAAAAGCGGUUGAAAUUUUCGGCGGCCCACUGAUGGACCCUGGCGUUGUAUUUGGACUGAA